Messenger RNA from Mesorhabditis belari, 324 nucleotides. The record is from the annotation of a GenBank genome assembly. NCBI's taxonomy places the organism in Eukaryota, Metazoa, Nematoda, Chromadorea, Rhabditida, Rhabditidae.
AUGCUGCAAAACGUUUUCAACCAGGUCACCGAUUCGCAACUCUCGACAAGCCCUGCGUGCCGGAUCCGUGCGCAAAAUGAGGACGUCACCACGAAGCUGAUUCGGCUGUGCAACUGCAAGGGAUCGAUCGCCUGCGUUCACAACCGAUGUCUGCUUCAAUGGGUCACGACAACAAACAAAAAGCUUGACUUUCGUUGUUCAACUGCCUGGUUGAUCUUCAUGUCAACGCUCUUUUUUUUGGUCGUCAGAAAUGGUCUAUUCGAUCUUCGAAAUCUCGUCGGCUGUGUUAUUGGAAACAGCACAAUCUGGUAUAAAUUGUGUGAC